Messenger RNA from Chenopodium quinoa (quinoa), 3635 nucleotides. RefSeq lists its product as uncharacterized. NCBI's taxonomy places the organism in Eukaryota, Viridiplantae, Streptophyta, Magnoliopsida, Caryophyllales, Amaranthaceae. The record is from RefSeq and is a predicted model, not a curated record. The transcript is spliced from 2 exons. Bases 1560 to 2459 code for a protein of 299 amino acids.
AAAAAAAAAAAAAAAGGCUGAACGAAGGAAUUGAAAGGGGAAAAACAAAACAGAGACGUAAUACUCCGUAACAUACUCUUCUCUCUCUUCUACAAUCUCAAAGUCACGGAUUUCGCCAUUCGCUACACUGACACCGCGGAUCCGCUGUCGCCUACCGCCGCACCGCCCCGCCCCGUCGGCCUCCGCACCUUCCAGCCACCUCCGUCCGCAUAGCCGCACUCCAUUCCUACAGCUUUCUUGUGUGCCCUUCGACUUAAUUGAUUUUUAAGUUUUUAAUUUCGUAUUAAACACUAAUUGUUGAAUUGUUGGCUUGAUUUUGUUCUUAAUUGAGUUUUUUAUGUUAUUUAAUCUAGUCAAUUAGUGUGUAUGUUCUUUGAAAUUGUUGAUAUGUUAUUAAAUUUAUCAAAUUAGGGAGUUAGGGUUUCUGAUUUUUUUAGGAAUUGAUAAUAUUGAAUUGCUGAUUUUUUUUUUUUUGAAAUUGAUAUUAUGAAUUGGCAAUGGGCUAGUAAAAUUGAUGAUUUCAUAUUUUAUCUAUGAAAUUAAGGGGGUUAAGAUUUAAGAACUUAGGGUUUCUGAUUUUUGUUUUGGAAUUGAUUAGUUUAGAUAAUUGCUUUUCUGAUUUUUUUGAAAUUGAUAUAAGUAGUGGUCAAUUGGAUAUAGUGAUUAGUGAUUUUGAAUAAUUGCCUUGAAUCUGUAUAUGUUCAGUGCUAAGCUCACUAUUAGUGUUUUAGCUAUACUUAAUUAUCAAGUUAGUGUGUAUAAUUAACUUGGAUUUUUGAAGCAAUUGUGGUUUGCUUAAUCUAAUUGAUAAUGUAACUUAAUUUUCAGAAUGAAAAGAAAAAAAAUGUGCGAUAUCACAAGUUUCUUUGGUCCGAAAAAUCCCCCUCCACAAAAUUCUCCUCCAAAUGUUGAAUGUUGAAUGAUUGUUUGGUUACUUAUAUAGAGAGAGACAUGUUUUUGAAUGUUGACAUAAAUGAUAUUCUAGAUCAAUAUUAAAACAUGAAAACUCGUAGAGAGUAAUUGUAAUUUCUUUUAUUUGGUUGUAGUAUGGAUAUUUAUUACUUUUGGAAUGUUAUUUUUUUUAAAAUAAUAAUUAUUAGCUUUUAUAAUAUUCUUGCAUUAAUUAUUGAUUAGUAGUCGGUGGUGACCCAGCACCCGAAAAAUAUCUGCCACCCUUUCCCUGAUAUUGAUGGUAAUUGUUUCUGGAUGAUAAAUUAUUGAAAGUUGUAGGAGCUAAUUAUUCAGAUUUAAGUUAAAUCAAGGAAUUUACUUGAAGUAUAUGAUGCUUUGUUUUAUCUUUUUGAGCUGUAUGGUUCAUAGUCACUUCAAUUGAAUAAAAAAGUACACUUGCUUUGAAUGAAUCUUUGGUGUGAGUACAUUAUUAGAUGAACAAAUAAUGUAGCUGUUUUAUUUUCAAUCUUCCUUUUCUUUCCGCGUUGAAGUCUGACUAUAUAGUUAUUUGUGAAUUCAAAUACUUAAUCUUUGAAUUUUUUUGUUCACUUUCUUGUAUUCUUUUGACCCCAAUGUAUUGAUGAUUAAUAAUUUAUUCAUUUCUUGAUAUGGAUUUGGAUCUCAAACAGUAUGCUGACAAGUAUUACAAUGUUUCAAUUGAGGAGAUUCAGAAAAUUAGAGUUCAGAAUUAUAGUAAUGUGUGGUUUGAUGCAACAAUCAGAUCUCUUCAUGAGAGGAGGGAGUGGGAAAAUUUUUUUGGCAGACGUGCUCUCCGCACACAACCCCUUGCUCAUAUAUUGUCAGUAGCUUUCAAACCAAAAGAUGAAAGUAGGAAUAAGCCGCAUGCUAUGUAUGGUUACAUCUGUGUUGAGUAUUUUGAUUCGAAAAAUAAUGUGGUGUCUGAGUUGUAUAAAAGAGAGAGGAGUGAAGCUGAGAUUUUAGGAAGUGACGGGUUGUUGACAUUAAAGGGUCCUGAUUACUCAUUUUGGCCAAAUUAUGCAUGUAUGCCAUUGAUAAAAAAUAAAAUAACUCUGAAGUUAUUUGAUGAGACCGGCAACAUUAUUGCAAGAUCUUUCUUUUUGGAUGAAACAAAUACUGAAGAUGAUUAUGAACAAGUUAAGUCUAUGUCCAUUGAUUGCGAGCAAGGGUCUAUUAUUGUUAAGUACAUUUGUAUUCCAUUUGGAGUUCAUUGUAGAAUAGAAAUUAAAGUUUGUAGUAGUCAAGGUAAACAACAUGAUGGUUUGAAUGUAAAUGGAAGGAUUGUUGCUCGUUAUGCCAAUACAUAUGGGAAUUAUUCUUCUGAAGAUUGUGUUCUGUUUGAGAAGCAUGACUUCCCUGUUGAGAUCAACACUGCCAAACGGUUUCCACUUUCUAGAUGUUGGGUGUCAUUACCAGCUUAUUCUUCUCUUGUUCUUCUCUUGUUGUGGUCCUUAAUUUGUAUGAAUUUAAAACAAUGUGAUAUAUUGUUGAUCAAUCAGUGGAGUUGUCGGCUAAAGAUGGGAGAAUGACAUCAAGUUCCAUCUUGCUGGAUGAUUUAGCUAUUCAUGUUCAUGUCGCAUGGUUCUCGCAUGAUGUGGUUGGACAACGGAUUGACUCUAAGAUUGUAUUCCCAUCUAGCUUUGAACUCUCAUGGAAUCUUCGUGCUCAUCAGAGUAAGCCAUGGGCAUCUCUGGUGGAAGAAGUUUUGGUUCAAUUGAGGUUUUAUCAAAUGAUGAUGACAAGAUUUGUUAUAUCUUUAACAGAGAUAAAAAAAAUGCCUUGAUAUUAUCUGAAAAUGAGAAAUCAUUACCUGUAUCAGAUGGUUCUAGAGUUUUUGAUGAUUGUAGUUUAUUACAAAUGAAGUUUAGCAUAAAGGAUACUGAAGACCGUUUAGCUAUUCGAGGCUUAGUGGAUUGGGCAGCUUCUGUACUUCACUUCUUUGUGGUAUGAAAAGCAAUUGUGUUCUCUUAUUCCGGGUCAACAGGGAGGAUUUGCAGCAAUACACUAUUCAAUCUUCUCAGAAGCUGUUGGUGCAAACAUUAAGGUGUUUCUAAAUCCUAAAACAGGAUGUGGUGAUGUUUGUCCUAAGAUUUGGGGUAGCCUUAUUGCUCAAUAUAGUUGCUAUGACUAUACAUCGCGCUUUAACAAAGACUACUACCGGAUUGUGUUAUUCGAGAAGAUUCGGGAUGAUCUAAUUCAAGUAAGUGAUGAUUCGAGAAUACCACUUUCAAGAUCCAUGAUUGUUGUUCCAUCAUAUGCCUCUCUUAUUGUCAACGUAGAUAUAUUAUUUGGCAAAUCUGAUGAAAACUUUUCAUGUGCUACAAAAAUUGAAAUUGGUGAAGGUUUCAAGAUUGUAGAGACAAAUAGUUAUCUUCUUCGUAUUGAGGUCGAUUGGUGUGAGAUUAAAUGAUAUUUAUUGUAUUAUUUAGGAAUUCUUUUGGUCAUUAAUCUUAGAGUAGAGAUUUGGCUAGUGAUGUUAUGUUAAAGUAUUACUUGGGAACUUUUUGGUCUUUGCCUUACUCUUCAUAGAGUAAAGGUUUCCCAAGUGAUAUUAUAGUAUUGUUCAGUAUUAUCUAGGAACUCUUGUGGCGUUUGCCUUACUCUUAGCUAUUAUGUUCUUAUAUCUAUACUAUAUAAAAAGAGAAUUGAUGGUUUGCUAUUAAAGGGUAGUUGUACAGUACAAAGAUAUUGCACAAUUCCAUUUA